GGUGAGAGCAACAAUUCGAGUGAUUGAAAGAAAACAAUUAAGAAGAAUGCCGAUCUCUAAAAUUGUGAUUGGAAAUGCUUCUGAGUUGAGGCAAAGCGAUGCGCUUAAGGCCGCACUCGCUGAGUUCAUCUCAAUGCUUAUCUUUGUUUUCGCCGGACAAGGCUCCGGCAUGGCUUAUAAUAAGUUGACAAACAAUGGCGCAGCAACACCAGCUGGCGUAGUGGCAGCAUCAUUGUCUCACGCCUUUGCUCUCUUUGUUGCAGUCUCCGUUGCCGCCAACAUCUCCGGCGGCCACGUCAACCCUGCCGUCACUUUCGGCGCUUUCAUUGGUGGCCACAUCACUCUCCUCAGAACCAUUCUCUAUUGGAUUGCUCAGUUGCUUGGCUCCGUUGUUGCUUGCUUGCUCCUUAAAUUCGCCACAGCCGGACUAGAAACAUCUGCAUUUGCACUAUCAUCUGGGGUUGGAGCAUCGAAUGCAUUGGUGUUUGAGAUUGUGAUGACCUUUGGUCUGGUGUACACGGUGUAUGCUACUGCCGUGGACCCAAAGAAGGGUGACAUUGGGAUCAUUGCUCCAAUUGCCAUUGGCUUCAUUGUGGGUGCUAACAUUUUAGCCGGUGGGGCAUUUGAUGGUGCAUCCAUGAACCCAGCUGUAUCUUUUGGGCCUUCUGUUGUUAGCUGGAAUUCCCCGUCACAGAUUACUAGCACCAUACUCACCUAA
Molecule: messenger RNA, 718 nt
Organism: Arachis duranensis
Lineage: Eukaryota; Viridiplantae; Streptophyta; Magnoliopsida; Fabales; Fabaceae
Product: aquaporin TIP1-2
Exons: 2
Coding region: 47-718 (223 amino acids)
Biological process (GO): transmembrane transport; water transport
Cellular component (GO): membrane
Molecular function (GO): water channel activity
Source: RefSeq, a predicted model, not a curated record